This is a messenger RNA of Loa loa (African eye worm), 4188 nucleotides long. RefSeq lists its product as hypothetical. The transcript is spliced from 29 exons. Gene Ontology annotation, cellular component: centrosome; cytoplasm. Bases 1 to 4188 code for a protein of 1395 amino acids. Gene Ontology annotation, biological process: cytoskeleton-dependent intracellular transport; cytoplasmic microtubule organization. NCBI's taxonomy places the organism in Eukaryota, Metazoa, Nematoda, Chromadorea, Rhabditida, Onchocercidae. Gene Ontology annotation, molecular function: dynein light intermediate chain binding; microtubule binding. The record is from RefSeq and is a predicted model, not a curated record.
AUGAGGAAAUACAUUCCACAUGGUUGCAAAGCGGAUGUAAACAACGUGUUGUUGUUAUUGUUGGGAUGUGCAGUACAGGGCGAACAGCGUGGUAAAUUCAUUGAACGUAUCAAACGUAUGGAAAACGAACUCCAAACGGCACUCGUAAAUCAAAUUAAAAAGGUAGCAGAAGAAGGUGACUGUGUACUUAAUGUUCAGGCCUUAGAGCUGGUCCCAGAGGACGAGCAAAAAACAGCGAUAUUGGCCCAUCUUGAAAGUGUGAUGCAAGAACGUGAUAGGUACGCCAAUCGAUUGUACGAAAUAUCCAGUGAGCGAGAAAGCGAUGAAAACAGUACGACCACUGGUUCUUCAUCAGUAUCCAGUGAAAUGACCAGAAGGACAAAACUGUCGGGAAACAGAUGUGAAGAUCGUAUUCCGUCACCGUGUACAAUGGAAAGACAUACCAAUGUUGAACUUACAUCCGCUAAAGCCGAACUCCGCAAGCUAAGAAAUAUGAUGGAGGAACGAGAGGAGAUGAUUGCAGAACUGAAAGAUGAAGCGGAAACUCGUGAAUUAGAUAUUCUGAAGUUACAGCAGGAACGACUGGAACUUGUUAAAGAUGCUCGUGCAGCGAAGGACUAUCGUGAUGAGCUUGAAUGUCUACAGCAUAAGUUGGCAGAUUAUGACAAGUUAGAAGCUGAUAACGUUAAACUGAAGGAGAAACUAUCAGACCUAGAUUUUUUCAAAUCUCGAGUAAUGCAAUUAAAAGAAGAGAAUGAGGUAAUGCAAGAAUCAUGUUCGAUACUGGAGGAUCAACUUGAACAAUGUCAACGGAAAGUAUCAAAUCACAUAGAUCUAGAAACAAAGUUGGCUGAUUAUCAAGAUCAAAUAAAACAGUAUCUUUUCGAAAUCACUAAGGAUCGUGAGAAAAUGGAACAUUUGUUGGUGGAGAAUGGUCGUCUGGAAAGGGAACUGAAAAGUGAGCAGCAAAAGAGUUUGGCCUUAGAACGAAAAAUAGAAUGCAUGAAUGAGGAUCAACAUAAUUCACGAGAAGAUUUCGGAUCCUUGGGUAGUCAAAUAGCUGACGAUGACAAGAAACGAAUUCUGGAACUGGAAUUAGAAAAUAGGAAAUUGAGGACGAAACUCGAGAAUUUCAAUAAUUGCGAAGAAUCGAAUGAAAUUCACGCUAAAUUGUUACGAACUGAAAUAGAACUGUCGGAAAAAAAGGAAGAAUGCGGAAUGUUAGGUCGACAAGUUCAGGAAUUUCAAAUGACUUUAUCACAAGUUACUUCACAAUACCAGAAGACUUCCGAUCUAUGCAAUGCAUUGGUAAUGGAACGAGAUUUAGCACAACAGAAUUUGCAGGAGGCAAGGAAGAAAUUUUCCGACUUUCAAAAUGAUUUUCAACAUGAACAGAAAAGUGGUCUUAGUAAAGCGAUUUCGGAGUUGCAAGAAACUCUAAAAGCCAGAGAACAGCUAAUCAGCUGCUUACGAGAAGCGAAAAUUCAAGCAGAUGAAGAGCUUAGAAAAGCACUCGAAAAAGAACAAUUAUCAGCAACUGAUAUGGAGAAGUUGAGAAAUAGAUUGAAAGAGACAGAGCAAACUGCGCACAAUUCAGAAAAGCAGAAGAAAUUGUUGGAAAAUGAGUGGAACGUCCAAAAGGCAAUCAAUGAACGACUUGAAGAGCGCAUUGAAGAGAAUAGGCUGCAGGUGAUGAAUAUGGAAAAUAUCCAGAAAAAGCUAGAAGCUUGUGAAAGAACAGUGUUAGAAAGCCGAAGUCGAGUAAACGAACUGGAAAGUGAAAAUAGACAGCUUAAUCAACAGCUUCAGUUGGAACUCAAAAAGAUGGAUCGUUUGCGGGAAGAUUUGGUAGCUGCGAAAUUACGAUGUAGUGAUCUGAUAUCACGAUUACGUUCCAUCUGUGUAUCAAUUCAGUUGAAUGGUGGUAAAUGUGAGGUACAAAUGAUGCAGUCCACUGAUGAUGAUGGUGAUGGUGAUGACGAUGAGAGGAUUAUCACAAUCAUCGACGAUGUUAUCAUGAAGGCACUCACAGCUGCAAGACGCGAAGCUGAUGCUUUAAGGUUGCAGCAGCAUACUCAAAUCGUUGAGUUAAAUGAUCUUAAGGAGGAUAUCGAGCGAUUGAGACGAUCGGAGAGUAAUCUGAAUGAAAGCGACGAUCGUUUGUGCCAACUGACUACAGAGAACAGAAAUAUCAAAGAACAGGUAUUUCUUCUGCAAGAACGAAUUCGUGAAAUGCAACAAGAAAAUUCACUGAAGUGUAGUGAAGUAAAAUCAUUGAAACGGGAACUGGAGGAGUUGCAACAAAGCGCCACAAGCCGAAGUAAACUUCACACUGAACUUGCUAAACUUCAAGUUUCCGUACGGAAUCUCCAACUUCAGGAAGAGCUGUUAAGACAGGACAAUGCAGAAAUGCAAAAACAACUUCAAAUUUAUGAGGAAGAUAAAUUAGCCACGAAAACUGAUUUCGAAUCGCUGCAAUCAAUGCAUAAUGCACUUCUGAUGGAUCAUGAUCGUCUGCAAACAUUGCACGACAUGCUUAGUGCUGAUUAUGAUCGUGCCAAAUAUGAUAACACGCUAUUAAAUAUUAAACUAAAAAAUCAUAAAGGAACUACCGAGGAAGUUUUGAACGAACGUCGACAGUUCGAGGAAUUGAAGUUAAAACUAGCAGAGGAACGCGAACGACACGACCGUGAAGUACAAAUUAUGCGAAGUGACAUGAUGGCGCUACGUAAUAAUUAUGAACAAAUACGGAAAGAUAAUAUUUCUUUGGUGCAUAAUGCACAACUCAAUGAGGACGAGUUACGGAAGCUUCGAUUUGCUGAGCAAAAUCAUCGCGCAAUUAGUGCACGUUUGACAGCUCAAAUUGAUGAUUUACAGCAAAAGCUACAGGCUCAGAAUUUAGAAAUUACAGAAUUACUUCAGAAAAUUGAGUUGUUUGCACAUCUAAAUAAAACGCUGGAGGAAGAAAGUCGCACUUUGGAUCGGCAGGUUAAUUAUCUACUGGCACAAAACCAGGACCUUCUUACCAGAACAUUGAGUGACAAGGAUCUUUAUCAUAACACACAAAAAGAUUUUCAGUGUUUUUUGAAGGAGAAAGUUGCCUUACAAGAGGAACUGUCAUCAUUGAGAAGUUAUAAAGAACAAUUAGAAGGAAAAAUAAUGGGACAAUGUCAUACGUUAGACAACAAAAAAGGAGCAACCAAAGAGAAGCCGACAUUUGUGGAAGAAACCGCCAAAGCGCUCAUUCCCAAGAAUCUCGGAUCACACUCCAGUAACACCGGCAUAUUUAUUGCUGAAAAGUCUGAAAAGAAGGGUAGUUCUACCGGAGAAAAUAACGCUUAUCCGGCGGAGGAAUCGUUGAUGACAACAGCUGCGAAAGGUGAUUCGCCGCUUACAACUUCUACACAUGGUCAGUUACCGACGAAAAUCACGAAAAAUCGAGCUGAAGAAUUUCUGAAUUCUCAGCAAUUACAACUCAUAUUGCACGAUAUGGAGUUUGAUGUUGCAUCAUGUCGUGUUUCUUUGAAUAUAUCUUAUUUAGGAUACUGUUCAGUUCCCGAUGACCAACCCUGCAGUUCAUCUGACGAAUUAGCGCUUAUCAAUAAGAGCAACAAUCUGCGACAGAAUGGAUCACAGGUAAAUUCAGACUCCAAGAAUGGUUCGAUGCACUGUUCUCGGACCUUCAUAAGAAAUGUCUUCCAUGCCGAAUAUUUAUCAAUGAGACGUGCUGUUCCCUUCAACGAGCGAUCCAUUGAUGUCAUUAAUUUGGAUGGUUCUGAACGCGGCGUAGAUGUGCCUUCCCCAAUCCAUACCUUACCACCACGUCCACCAUCUCGAUCAAAUUCAGCCGGUCGAUCUUCACAUAAUAGACUAUCUCCUCCGAUAUGUCAACCGAAAAAUUGUUCAAAACAACCAGGAGUUAGCAAUAAACCACCACCGCCGCCGUAUAAGGGACGAGUUAUGACGUCUACAAAACAGACUGCUGAAUUUUUGCCGAAGGAGACAUCAACACCUAAACUAGAACGCAAUGAGUCCGGACUGUGUCCAGAAGAUAAAAAAAGAAGUGCCAUUUGUAAUAAGGUGGAGCGGAACGAGAAGACAAUAAGCAUUUAUGAGAAUGUUGAUCGCAAUGACAUCUCUCUUGGAUCGGAAGUCGGUACUGUAUGGUAUGAGUAUGGAUGUGUCUGA